AUGGUAUUAAUUGAAGGAUCGUAUUUUGUGCGCAAUAAAGACGGUGAGAAUAUUGGUGUGUUUAAACCACGCGAUGAAGAGCCGUUCGCAGAACAUAACCCGAAAUGGCCGAAGUACUUACAACGAUUUUUGUGUUUUUGUUGUUUUGGUCGUGCAUGCCUCAUACCAAAAAGUGGUUUCCUUUCUGAAGCUGGUGCAUCACUCGUCGACGAACGACUUCAGUUGAAUAUCGUACCAAAAACGCGUAUUAUUCGAAUGGCAUCACAAUCAUUCUUCUAUCCAAAAAAGUUAUGCGGACGUGAUGAAGUUCGCCCUAAAAUUGGCAGUUAUCAGGUGUUUGUGCACGGAUAUAAGCCAGCGAUUGAAAUCGCAUCAGAAUGGAUUAACGAUGACGUACGAUCACCGUUAUCUGCUGAUGAAAAAGCGCGUUUCUUGCAUCUCUUCCAGAAGAUGUGCAUUCUGGAUUAUGUGAUUCGUAAUACGGAUCGAAACAACGACAAUUGGUUGAUCAAGUGA
Molecule: messenger RNA, 516 nt
Organism: Anisakis simplex (herring worm)
Lineage: Eukaryota; Metazoa; Nematoda; Chromadorea; Rhabditida; Anisakidae
Source: the annotation of a GenBank genome assembly